UCUCCAAGCAUGAUGCCUGCAAAUCCAAAAGACGUCGAUGGAUUAAAAUAUCACAAUCAGAAGUCUGAUCGCGCGGGAAAGUCAACUGAUUUAGUAAAAAACGGUUUACCUCAGGCUGCCGGUCCAUUGCCAGCAGGGGGUGUGCGAGAAGAGAGCAGGCGAGCCCUGUCCCGUCGAGUGAGUUACCCGAAUGUAUCUGGUGCACACCACACUGACAAGCAAUCUGAAAAUGCCAGGAAAGAGAGCUCAUCCAGCCUGCCGGAAAGGUUG
Molecule: messenger RNA, 270 nt
Organism: Lymnaea stagnalis (great pond snail)
Lineage: Eukaryota; Metazoa; Mollusca; Gastropoda; Lymnaeidae
Source: the annotation of a GenBank genome assembly